Molecule: messenger RNA, 4290 nt
Organism: Nasonia vitripennis (jewel wasp)
Lineage: Eukaryota; Metazoa; Arthropoda; Insecta; Hymenoptera; Pteromalidae
Product: multidrug resistance-associated protein 4
Exons: 16
Coding region: 34-3879 (1281 amino acids)
Biological process (GO): transmembrane transport
Cellular component (GO): membrane
Molecular function (GO): ATP binding; ABC-type transporter activity; ATP hydrolysis activity
Source: RefSeq, a predicted model, not a curated record
GUCGACGCUUGAUCGCCGACAAACGAUGCAGCGAUGAAAAACACUGAAAAAAAUUCCAAGCCAAAUCCGAAGAUCAAGGCAUGCUUUAUUAGUGAGUUGUUUUUCUGGUGGCUGAAAGAUCUAUUUUUAUACGGAAGAAAGCACAACAUUGUUGUGAACGAUCUCUACGAUGCUCUACCUGAAGAUCUCAGCGAACCCCUGGGCAAUGAAUUGGAAAAAUCCUGGGAACAUGAGUUGGAUGAAGCCAAGGCUGAAAAAAGAAAACCAAAGCUGUGGAACGCCAUUAUAAAAACUUACAGACUAAAAUUCUUGACCACUUCAGUGAUACUAGUUAUCUUUUCGGUUGCAUCAAUCAUGGCACCGAUAGUACAGCAGGAACUUCUUCAACACUUCUUUUCUUCCUCAACGACAAGCGAUACCCAAGCUUACUUGUGUGCCACAAUUAUGGUGUGUGUUAUUCUUACUCAGACGUUUACGUUCAACCACGCCUUCGUCGGUCUAUCGCAUUUAGGGAUGAAAGCUAGACUCGCCUGUACAUCUCUAAUAUACAAAAAGAUUAUGCGGUUGUCUUGUCACUCUACAAUGGGAAAAACCAGUGGGAACAUCAUGAACCUCAUGUCGAACGACGUGUCCAAGUUCGAAUAUUGGACCUUUUUCAUUCCUUUCCUGGUGAUAGUUCCACUGGAGGUGCUUGUCACGACUUACAUACUGUGGUGGUUCAUUGGAUAUGCCGCCUUCGUAGGCGUUGGGUUGAUGAUCUUUCAAACGCUUCCGGUACAAGUCGUCACUUAUAGGUUGACGCUGAAGGGUCGAUCCAAAAUGACACCUCGAAUGGACCAGAGGAUUUCCACGAUAAGCGAAGUGAUCAGUGGAAUUAGGGCUAUUAAGAUGUUCGUUUGGGAGAAACCUUUCGAGAAACUUGUGUACCACUACAGAAAACUAGAGAUUAAAGUGCAAAUGAAGCUUUGGACCAUAAUUGCGAUGGUGUGCGCUCUGGGCGUUUUCGCGCAUCGAUUCGCAGUAUUUAUUUCGGUGUUAUUCUACAUGAUACAGUACAAAACAAUUUCAGUUAUUACUGUUGUACUCGUGGCCCAGUACAUGUUCGUCUUAAGAGCUUCUUUGAUCUUCACGUUUUCCAAUGGUCUUCGAGCCUUGGCAGACGUUAACGUCUCGAUGAAACGAAUCGAAAAUUUCCUGAUGUUGAACGAGAUGGAAUCGAGUGUUCGGAGAAACGAACUUAAAAGCGAUGCAGCUAUCGUAAUAAGACACGUAACAACUUCGUGGCAGACAGACUUGAUUGAGAAAAGUCUCGACGAUGUUCACGUCAAUGUCGAUCGCGAUAAGCUUUAUGUCGUAAUCGGCUCAGUCGGCUCAGGAAAGAGUACCUUACUGAAGCUAAUCCUGGGAGAAGUUAAUCCAAUUCAAGGUGAAGUUCACGUCAACGGAAGAGUCGCCUACGUUAGUCAAGAGCCAUGGCUGUUCGCAGCUUCGGUGAGGGAUAACAUACUAUUCGGAGAAAUCUACGACGAGGAGAGGUAUGAAAAAGUGACUAAAGCUUGUUCACUGAUGGAUGACUUCAGUCAGUUGCCCUACGGUGACAGAAGCUUGGUGGCCGAGAGAGGGUCGAAUCUCAGCGGCGGACAGUGUGCUAGGAUCAACAUGGCAAGGGCAGUUUACCGAGACGCUGAUGUAUACCUGUUCGAUGACCCUUUAUCCGCUGUGGAUACGCACGUGGCUAAAAGACUGUUUGAAGAGUGUGUCGAUGGUUUGCUGAAGAGUAAAACGAGGGUUCUAGUUACUCAUAAUUUGCAUUAUUUGGAGAGAGCCGAUACGAUUAUCUUGAUCGAUAAUGGAAAAGUCGAAUUUGUGGGAUCUUAUUCCGAAAUUAACAAGAUUGGGAAAUACGCGCUACUAUCGUCCGAUAAUCUGAAAAGAGACCAGACAGUCACGGACGAAAAUGAUGAGUCAACGAGAUCUUUCGAUAAGAUCAACUAUGAGACCAAAUUAGACUCGUUUAAAAAUAACAACAAUAACAGCGGAGAGGAUGACGAGCCGAAAGAGACCGAGGAGCUUUUGGCUAAAGGAUGCGUUGCCAAGUCAGUUUAUUGGAGGUAUAUUCGCGCGUCAGGAUCUCUGUGCACACUGUUUACGCUCAUUUUUUGCUUUGUUCUCUCGACAUUUAUGACCUCUGCGUUUGAUUAUUCACUCGUUAUGUGGUCCACGCAGAAAGAAGCGGCAUCGAAUAACAACUCGAUUCAAAGUUCGAGAAACGAAACCGAUUUCGAGGAAAAUCAUGCGAUUCUUUCUCAAGUCGAAAAAUUUCUCUAUAUUUGCGGUUCCUUGAUCGCAGCUGUCAUUCUCAUGUCGAUCGUUAAAAAUAUUUUAUACUUCAGAGCUACGGUUAACGCUGGCGAAAAAGUGCACAAUAGCAUGUUCGCCAGUAUUCUGCGAACACCCUUGCGAUUCUUCGACGUCAAUCAGUCCGGCCGAAUUCUAAAUCGUUUUACCAGCGACACAGGCGCUAUGGACGAACUACUACCUCGAGCCUCAUUCGACGCUGUUGACAAUAUAUUGAGUUGCACAGCAGUACUGCUACCUGCUCUAAUAGUCAGUCCGUUGAAUGUUAUUCCGUCGGUGAUCGCUGCGUUUUUGUUCGUAAAAUUCGGCAGCAUCUACUUCACCACUAGUCAAGCUAUCAAGAGAGUAGAGAGCAAUGCCAGAAGUCCAGUUCUAUCUCACGCAGCGUCGUCCCUCUCAGGCUUACUUACAAUCCGUUCCUGCGGCUGUCAGAAUUUGGUCACUCGAAUUUUCAACGAACGUCAAGAUCGUCACACCUCGGCAUUCUACCUGGUCCUUCUGACCUCCACAGCGUUCUCAACGGGCCUGGAGUUGAUAGUUCAUUCACUCUGGAUUUUCGCAGCCUACAGUAGUCUAGCUCUGAAGAACACCAGCAGCAUCCCCAUCGGUCAUGUAUGUUUGGCUCUUAUGCAGCUUCGCAGCAUCGUCUUCAUAUCCCAGUGGUGCAUGAGACAGACUGGUGAGACCCUAAAUCUGAUGACCAACGUGGAGAGGAUGUUCCAGUUCGUCGAUCUGGAAAAAGAGAUCGACGCGGAAAUCGAGCCUCCUAUCAAACCGAAGACGGAGUGGCCGGAUAAAGGUGAAGUGGUGUUCGAUAAUCUGUACCUGAGCUACUCUGAUAAUGCGGAACCUGUUCUGAGGAAUCUCAAUCUCAAGAUUUCUGCUGGAAUAAAGGUAGGGAUAGUCGGACGCACAGGGGCUGGAAAGUCAUCGUUGAUCUCAGCUCUGUUCCGACUUGCCAAGAUCGAUGGUACCUUGUCGAUUGAUGGUAUCGACACGAAGAAAAUAAGCUUGUCCGAUCUGAGAAGUCGUAUUUCCAUCAUUCCUCAAGAACCGGUUUUGUUCUCUGUAUCCGUGAGGGAUAAUUUGGAUCCCAAUCACGAGUUUGACGACGUGACGCUCUGGUCGGCUUUGGAACAGGUCGAACUGAACAAAACCUUUGAUUCCCUGGAUCGUAAUAUUGAUCGAGGUGGAAGUAAUCUGAGCGCUGGUCAACGUCAGUUGUUUUGCUUAGCUCGUGCCAUUAUCAAGAGGAACAAGAUUCUGGUGAUGGACGAAGCUACUGCCAAUGUCGAUCAAGCCACCGACGAAUUCAUUCAGAAGAUCAUCAGAAUUGUGUUCAAGGACUGCACUGUGAUGACGAUAGCUCAUCGGUUGAACACCAUAAUAGACAGUGACAGGGUUCUGGUGAUGGAUCAUGGACAGGCUGUGGAAUUCGAUCAUCCCGACAUUUUGCUUCAGAGAAAUGGUUAUUUCUCGAAAAUGAUCAGACAAACAAAUCAAGAUCUACGAGAUGGCUAAGCAGCCAAGGAAUCAUUGAUAAUUUUGGAUACAACAGAAGUUGGAAAGCUUCAGAUAAAAUUUCCGAUCGACUGCAAACAUUAAAUCAGUUCGUCAAUUCGCUGUUUGUUUAGUAUAAUUCAUAUCAUUAUCUUGCGACUGCAUUAUUUAAAUUUUAGCAGCUGUUGAAAGGCGAAUAUCAAUUCGUUGUUAUCCUCUAUUCUAAUUACAAAUACAAAACUUGGAGAUUUCGACUUACAAGUUCCCUCACAUUAUAUAUAAUGGUAAAAUCAAUACGUGAUAAAAGCCAAGGGUUACAGUUGAAAAUUGUACAUACUUAUCAAUUGAUCACAACAAAUGUGAUCACUAUAUGUCAGACUUUAACUCGAAAAUGUUUUUUAUAAACUUGUAAUAAACGCAGACAAGAAAUUA